Molecule: messenger RNA, 4081 nt
Organism: Schistocerca gregaria
Lineage: Eukaryota; Metazoa; Arthropoda; Insecta; Orthoptera; Acrididae
Product: zinc finger protein 708-like
Exons: 8
Coding region: 880-2703 (607 amino acids)
Biological process (GO): regulation of transcription by RNA polymerase II
Cellular component (GO): nucleus
Molecular function (GO): DNA-binding transcription factor activity, RNA polymerase II-specific; RNA polymerase II cis-regulatory region sequence-specific DNA binding
Source: RefSeq, a predicted model, not a curated record
AUGGUCGUUGUGACGUCAUGGGGCAUAGCAGCCGGGCAGGAUCGGACGCUUCCGUAUUUCCAUGACAUUCGAAACUGCUUAACGAAACGCGAGCAAAUGUAACUGCAUCAGAUUAGGAGUUUACUGUUAUUUCAGAAUAGUUCGUUGUUUUUAUUCAUUAAUUUAUGCAAUCUGUUGAUUUUGUUUAAUAUCUGGGAUUCUGGGAGCCCUUACGUCAACAUUUGUUUAGAGUUUAGACUCAAGACUCCUACCGAUCUACCAAGGAAAACUUAUUGCGUUCAAAGAAAACGAGCUGUGGAAGAGGUGAAGGUGAACCUAUCUUGUAAUAACAUCCAUUGCCGAUGAAUACCUUUGGUUGUAUAACAGACAGUUGUGUCAUGAGCAAACACAAAUUCUUAUUUGUUUAACUCUUAGUCGUUUUCGAGUGAAGUUCUACGAUCAUCAGGGGGUUCAUUUAUUUUAUUAGUAUUAUAUACUGACGUUUAUGUGGCUGGCUGACUUAUGUAGUAUAGCUGAUAUUUUCCUCUAGUUCGUCAUUUUUUGUGGUUCCGCUUUUUCAUGCCUCUCGAGAGAACGUAAAAUAUGCUUUGCAAUAUCCACAGAGUCACUGCUUGUUUAACUUACAUCAGAAAUGGAAAAAUACGAACUACAACCCCAAGAUGAAAACAUCUUUCCAGUUAGGUGCUCAUCAUUAAGCAGCCAUUCUUGAUUCUAGCAAAGUGGUAGCGAUCUUGUAGCCAGUAGAAUAAAUAAAAACUGCGUCCUCCGAGCAAUAAAAAAGUGAGAAGGAUUAUAUACAUGAAAGAACGAAAGACGAAAAUUUAUUUUCGAACAUAAACCCAACUACAAUUUCCUUUCUAUAAUAACUGUGUAGGACCCAUGAAGCAACUUGGCCUUCACACUGCAGCAAUGGAUUACAGAAACAUUAUUUGGAUAAAAACAGAGCCAACAGAUGAGAUAUCGACUGUGGCAGACUCCACUGUCCAGGUUUGCCCAUCCACUGUGAACAUAAAAGAAGAAUUGCAAGAGUGUGUGAAUCAAGAGUUUCCUGAACAUCCAUUGGUAACGCUGGAGUCCACUAAUUUUUCCAGGGAGGAAACACAAAAAAAAUUGGGACCAGAAGAAACUGAGAACAUUUUACACAUUCCUGAAUUUGAUCCUCAGGCAAUUAAAGAGGAGGGUUUGGAAUUUGAUGACUGUCUUCGUGAAUGUGACCCAUUGCAUAUAACAGAUGAGGAGGGGAUAGCCUCAAAAAGACUUGCACCACACAGUCCAAGGUUGACUAAAAUCGCUAAUGAGUGUGGUAACACUGGAUGUGAAGAAACAUACCUGCAGGGAGUGACUUGUGUGGAGCUGGAUAUUGAUGCAGAGAAAUCGACACAUGUUGUUGGUAGUGGAUCUCUAAAUCAAGUGUGUCUCUCUAAGCAGGAUAAUGCCCUAUGUGCUAGAAGUAAUAACAGGUUCAAGGAAUAUGAAUUCACAUGUAGUUCAUGCAAGCAAACCUUUUUGUCAAAGUACAGUCUAAUAAUGCAUGUGUUUACACAUAUUGAUGGUGUACAGCCACCUGUACAUAUCUGUACCACAUGUGGUGAAGUAUUUCAUACCCAUGAUAGCUUGAGUAGGCAUUCAAUGGUGGAAAAAAGGACUAGCCAACGAGAAAGUGAACAACAUAGCACAGUCUCUAAUAUCAAACCAAACAGAUCUGAUAUUUUUGGGGAAUCCUAUAGUCAGUCAAGUCCUUCAGUAACAAACAAUGAUGAGAGACCACAUGUAUGUGACGUUUGUGGAAAAUCGUUUGAUGCUUUGCGCAGUCUUAAGAAACAUACUUACAAUCAUACUGACAAGAGACCACAUAAAUGCAAAAUUUGUGGGUUUGCUUUUAUUCGCCAUUCUGAUCUCAAGCAGCAUUCACUGUCACAUACUGGCGAGAGAGCGCACAAAUGUAACGUUUGUGAGAAAUCAUUUAUUCUGCGUAGUCAUCUCAAGAAGCACUCCCUAAUACACAUCGGUGGGAGACCAUACAACUGUGAGGUCUGUGGGAAAUCCUUUACGGCAUGUGGUAGCCUGAAGAGGCACAUGUUAAUACAUACUGGCGACAGACCCCACAUAUGCCAUCUUUGCGGGAAAUCAUAUAUUGUAGCCGAAACUCUCAAGUAUCAUUUAUUAAAACAUACUGGGGAGAAACCGUACAAAUGUGACUUUUGUGGCAAAUCGUUUUCAAGGCCAUUCGCUGUUAAGGCCCAUUUAAUACAACAUACUGCUGAGGCAUCACACAAAUGUAAUGUUUGUGGUGAAUCGUUCAUAAACUCAUGGAAACUAAAGGUGCAUACAUUAAUACACAAUGGCGAGGAGAGACACAAGUGCGAUACCUGUGGGAAAUUAUUUACUAAUAGUCGUGGUCUCAGGGUUCACAAAUUAAGACAUACUGGUGUGAAACCACACGUAUGUAAUGUAUGUGGAAAAUCAUUUACGGACGCUGGUAACCUGAGGAAGCAUAUUUUCAUACAUACUGGUGAGAGACCGUACAAAUGUGUUGUUUGUGGCAAAUCAUUUACCGAAUCUAGUUGUCUGAAGAAACACCACUUAAUGCAUACUGGCGAGAGACCUUACAAAUGUGACAUUUGUGGCAGAGCCUUUACUCAGUCUGUUAGUCUGAAUGCGCAUAGGUCAAAUCACUUUCGCCAGAGUACAAAAAUUUUAUAACUGUGGGAUAUUUUAAAGAAAUCUCGAUAAGCUGGGUAGGUAUGUUAACAUAGAAGACAGAUCUCACAAAAAUAUGUCACUGAUCAGCUGCAAAAACUGAACUAGAUUUUUUAAGCAAUGUGCUAAAGACAGACAACAGUAAUUGCACAGAGGGAAUUGUUUUAGAUAUUAUUAUGAUACUAUAUCAGUGCAUUGUGGAGAGCCCAUUUUAAAAGUAUCAUAGCUUUGAUCAUUGUCAGGUGUGCAUAGUGGAAAAAUUUUUACAGGUUUUUGUGGAAAAUGUGCCAUGUGGAAAUGCAGACCAACUUUUUAAAGGUUGUAUUUCGAGAGAUAGUUGUUGUGUGUGUAAACUGGCUAAAAGUUGCCCAUUGGAACCAGCCAUGUGUGUGUGUGUGUGUGUGUGUGUGUGUGUGUGUGUGUGUGUGUGUGUGUGUGUCUGAAGUGUUUGUUCUACUUGUGUUAAUUUGUCUCUUGAAGGAUUGAGAAUUAUGUUUAAUGUAUGUACCCCUUGUAUUUAACCAGUGUAGUUUUGCUGAUAUUGGUAAUUAUAAUUUAUCCUCAUUUAAGGUAGUUCUGUAAAAUAUCAGUAGAACAGUCUAAACAGCAACUUCAGCAUUGUACAUAUGGUCAUAGUAUAAUAAAUAUGUAUUUUCUCCUGUUGUAAUAAUCAGUGCACUUUUGGACACAUUAUUGAAUUACAUGUUAAUGCAUAUAUCAAUACAUUAUUUAAAUUUCAUAUGCCACAGAUAGUUUGAAGCAACUUCCUUUUGAAGCUUCAUUAUUGAAGUAUGUUUGAGACAUUUUAAACUUUUAUUAGUUAAUACUUAUAUAAUAUUGUUCAUUGUAUCACCAUUUGUGUCUGAAGGUUGCUUGUGUAAGUUCCUUUAUUUAUACAUGUAUAAUUAGGCUUGAUUGUUAGUAUUAUCUGAAGAAUCUGAUUCCACCUCAUAUUACUCAAUUGUGGUGCUUUUCUAUGACACGCCUUUGCAACCAACUAGCUGUGGGAUACGUUUCUGUUGAAAUAAUUGACAACCAACUGUCCUCAUUGAUUGUUAAUACUUAGCCAUUUCCCUUCUGGAGACAUACGUUGUCAACUAAUGUGUGUAUCUGCAUUAAGUAAUGUGCAUCUGGGCUUCCUCGGCAAACAGAUACUGAAGUAUUAUGAUACAAUGUACUGAGUAUUUCUGAAGUGCUAUCUGUGAAGCCUGGUUACAUCAUAAAACUUGUUAGCACCAAGAGUACCAUUAUAGCAGGCGAAUGGAAUCUAGUUCUUGAUUAUCAGGAUUGCUAAAAAUUAUGUCAUUACAGAUCUAGUGAUUUAAAGGUGACUUUUCUGUCAACAGCUUGUUAUUUGAUUUUAAUAAACUAUUUUGAUAAU